Molecule: messenger RNA, 1027 nt
Organism: Nicotiana attenuata
Lineage: Eukaryota; Viridiplantae; Streptophyta; Magnoliopsida; Solanales; Solanaceae
Exons: 3
Coding region: 72-614 (180 amino acids)
Source: RefSeq, a predicted model, not a curated record
UUUUCGCAUAUUAUACGUCAGCCUAGGGUUUGUGAUUGAAAGUACAAUUUGCCCCAAAUUCUUUGUAAUAGAUGGCUACAGAGGUUUCCGAAUGGGAAGUCAUAAACGACGAUGGCUUUAUCUACAAGCGGAGAAAGACGCAGCAGCUGCAAGUUUCGAGCUCUACCACCUCCGCCUCCACCUCCGCCGCCCCGGCGCGGCCAAAUCCGGCGGUGGCUGAACUGAAAAGGAAGAAACGGGUUCUCUUAAGAAUUUCAGAGAGGUUUGAUAAAGAGAUUGAAGAAUUGGAGGCCUGGGAGAAAACAUUGAACGACUUGAAAGUAAAUUCGAAAAUCCAACAGCAGCAAACUAGUGAUCCGCAGCCGCAGCCGCAGCCACAGCCACAGCCGGAGCCGCAGCCGCAGCUACAGUCAUCGUCGGGUUUCAGCUCAGUUGAUCAGCUCCUCUCUCAGGCUGAAGCUCGAGAAGAUGUAAUUCGCAAUAUAUUAAAGCGCUGUGAUGUUGCUGAAGCCCUAUGCACUGCAGCAGAAGAAAGGGUAAAACAACCAUUUUUUGAUCUUCCAAUUUGGGCACAUUCGCCUCGCAGUCUUAUAAAAUCAUUAGGUGAAGAAUAACUAUGAGAAUGACACUAGAGAUAACAGUUGAGUUUUGCUGGCAUUCACAGAAUGCAGCUAAGUUGAAUUGUAUUGCAAGUUUGCUAAAGUGGUUGCAAGCUCAACUUGGCCCAAGCUUCAUGAGUGAACCACCUAAAGAACUAUAUACGACGUGUUUCUUAGGUGACUGAUCGAGCGAUAACAACCAGGAGGUUGGCUGGUUACAAACACAACUUUCUCAUAUUUUGGCAUGUUUAUAUUAGUAACAUAUUGUUGUACAUAUUCUGAAUUAAUGCAAAACUAAACGGAAGUUCAUUAACUUUGCGUUUGCCUUGUGCUUUUGUGUAGGAUAGUUAGUUGAGAGAAUUACAUGAUAACUCUUCUAUAAUAUUGGGACAGUUUUCAUGUUCUGCAGAUUGUUUCCUUAGACUGUA